This is a messenger RNA of Oikopleura dioica, 1341 nucleotides long. The record is from the annotation of a GenBank genome assembly. Lineage: Eukaryota; Metazoa; Chordata; Appendicularia; Copelata; Oikopleuridae.
AUGUCACAGAUGGAAGUAUCAGUCGUAACUAGGGAACCUAGUUCGUCUCAGGUGUCUGAGCCAAUGGAUACUACAGCAUUACAAAGGCUUUUCGAAAGCAAGAUGUCUUUGACUGAUUCUACGCAUUCUCACUCCAAUCAAGUUAAAAUGAACAAACAUUCUGAAGGCUCACAUUCAGCUCCUCUUCAAGCUAAAGUAUUUGGCCAGACAUCGACCAAUGCGCCAAGGGCGGCGCUGGGCAAUAUCACUAAUAAUGUGAAAACCACGACGAGAGAAGCUUUGAAGCCUCUCAAAGCAGUUCAACCGACGAAUAGAGUGCAGGUCUACAAGGAUGUCGAUUCAAAGCCAACUGUUGGCCCAAAAGAGACAGCUCCUUCUGUUCCUGCUCCGAAAGAAACUGUUCAUGAGUCGCCCAUGGUCCCCUCUGAGAUCUCUUCAAUCCACUCGAGCCCGAGAACAUCGAGGAGGUGUCAGAUCGUCAUCCCGAACUUAGAUGACAAAUCAACGAGCCCAUCCAUGUGCGCCGAGUACGCACAAGAGAUCGACGCUCAUCUCCGAGAAGCAGAAUUGCGAACGCGCCCCAAGCCUCAUUAUAUGCGAAAGCAGAAUGACUUGGAUGCCCGAAUGCGAUCGAUUCUCGUUGACUGGAUGAUGGAGGUUGCUCAAGAAUAUCGCAUGGUUGAUGAGACCAUCUACCUGGCCGUCAACUACAUGGACCGAUUCUUGAGCCAAAUGUCAGUUCUUCGCGGAAAGCUCCAACUCGUUGGAACUGCCGCCAUGCUGAUUUCUAGUAAAUUUGAAGAGAUUUACGCCCCGGAAGUCAGUGAAUUCGUCUAUAUUACGGACGAUACUUACACGAGGCAACAAGUUCUAAAAAUGGAGAACCUCAUGAUCAAGACUCUUGGUUUCGAUCUUUGCGCGGUUACUCCACUCGACUACCUCAACCGAUUCAUUCGGGCUCUCCAGACUACCGACCCGCAAGUCAGCAAACUCGCCCGAUUCCUUUCUGACGUAGCUCUGAUCGACUACAAAAUGGUGCAGUACACACCUAGCUUGAUCGCUACAGCGGCCUGCGUGUACUCCAACUACAUUCUCCACGGAAAAGGAUGGGACGACUCAAUCGAGCACUACUCUGGCUACACUUGGGCUCAGGUUCUUCCAUGCCUGAGAGACCUCCAGAAGGCCCACGAAGACCAGAUCCUACACCCAAGCGCGACAUGCCUCGAGAAACACAACGGUGUCUCAAACAUUGCCCCAAAGUCUGGAGAGCCUCCAAAUACCGCUACAGUUGACUGUGGCUCUACCUCCUCCAGUUUAAAUAUUACGACCGACAGCUUAUAA